AUGAUUUUCUCUCAAGCUCUGAUUGUCGCCGCCUCGAUGGCCGGACUGGUCAGCAGCCAAACUUGGACUGCCGUCAACAUCAGUGCCAUCGACCCCGCAUUACGAAGCAAAUGGUGUCUCGAUCAGACCUCGUCCUGUCCCCUCCUCUGUCUUCAAAUCAAUGCCACUAGCGAUACACAACAGAACGACUGCGACUCUGAUACUCUCUCUUACAAUUGUGUUUGCUCCAACGGCAUCUCUCCAAACACUUCCGAAUACUCUCAGACCAUUCCCUACUACCUCUGCACCGAGGCCAACGAGGAGUGUGUUAAUCGAUGCGACAGCUCCAACUCAGCCUGUCAGUCUGCUUGUCGCUCGAAGCACCCUUGUGGAGCUCAAAAUCCCACGCGCCACAAUGUCACUACGACCACCAGUGCCACAUCGAACCCUACCGGCAAUGCUGCUACAACCACGACUCUGGCCGCAUUCACAGGAGAGGCCACGAGCAAGAACGCAGCAGUCAGGGUCUCGUCCGUUGACAUCGGACAUGUGUAUGGUCUGUGUGUUGUAGUGGGUGGUUUCAUUGCUGGGUUCGCAGUGCUGCUGUAA
Aspergillus pseudoviridinutans is the source of this 588-nucleotide messenger RNA. RefSeq lists its product as uncharacterized. The record is from RefSeq and is a predicted model, not a curated record. The coding region runs from base 1 to 588 and encodes 195 amino acids. NCBI's taxonomy places the organism in Eukaryota, Fungi, Ascomycota, Eurotiomycetes, Eurotiales, Aspergillaceae. The transcript is spliced from 3 exons.